AUGCUACUCUCUCUCCCUCCCGAAUUGAUCUGGCAUACACUUUCCCUUCUCAUCCCCGCAGACCGACCAUUCGCCCUUCCACCAUCUCACCCAGCAACAGAGACACUGCUCAAUCUUACGCUCGUCUGCAAGAUCACGCAUCACAUCGCGAACCGACUCCUCCUAGAGCACUGUCUUCAUAUCAAAAGCGGGAAGAGCAUGGAUGCUCUCCUCCACGGCCUCCUCGACAAGCAGUCGAUAUACUCAAAAGCAACGAAGCAUACUACAAACCAGCCAAAAAGCAUGAUAAUCCAAAUCAAAGGCGAGGGACUCCCUCGUUCCAGUAUACAAAACUGGAAGUUUCGAUCUACGAUGCCCAUGGAUGAACUCUCGCGACACGCGCACGUGUUUGAUGGCUUCUUCACUCGCGUAGGACACUGUCUGACGCGACUCGUUCUGGAUAGUCAAUUCCACUUCAACGUUUCAGGCGAACAACCCGGUACGCCGAUAUCUGUAUUAGCCCGGUUGGCGUUUUCCCGGUUAACAGCGAUUGAAGAGUUCGUCGCUGUGCAUAUGGAUAUAUUCUCCGGCUCGAUGGAUUCAGACGGACUACUUCCGGUAUGGGCGCACUGGCCACGUCUACGACGUCUCGCUCUGGCGCAUAUCAGCGUUCACUCGGAGAAGUUCCUCGACGGACUGCGUUGUUGCGAUGCACUGACGCAUUUGGUUCUGGUUUGUCCGAUGUGGCUGAAUAGUGCCGUCACGCAGACGUUUUCGAGACAGUUGCCGGCGUUGCAAUCGGUGGUUGUUGUGCGGGUUGGGGGUGCACAUUUUCAGGACCCUAUUCCGGGUGUUGAGGAUGCGUUUUUGAAAGGAUCUUUUCUUGGGUAUUUGAGGGAGUCGUUGAGAGAUGUGCCCGUGAGGAUAAGUAUGCUGCAUGUGCCUGUUUCUCCUAGGAGGCCAUGGAGUCCCGAGGUGGCUAGUAGUAGGGUUUGUGAUAGUUGGAGUUGUAAGAAGUGGUUGUUUCAUCAUGCUAUACAUGGCUCUUUGUGGGAUUUGAAGUCAGCACCGGAGAUAGUGACGGAGUAUGAAUCGUGA
Aspergillus wentii DTO 134E9 is the source of this 1077-nucleotide messenger RNA. RefSeq lists its product as uncharacterized. The coding region runs from base 1 to 1077 and encodes 358 amino acids. The transcript has a single exon. Lineage: Eukaryota; Fungi; Ascomycota; Eurotiomycetes; Eurotiales; Aspergillaceae. The record is from RefSeq and is a predicted model, not a curated record.